AUGGCUCUGCUCUGGCUGCUGGGCUGCCUGGCGCUGGCGGGCGCUGCCCGCGCCGGCGACCCCCUGAACGCGGCGGGCUGCGGCGUGCCGGCCAUCCCGCCCGUCAUCCGCGGCUACACCCGCAUCGUCAACGGGGAGCCGGCGGUGCCCGGCUCCUGGCCCUGGCAGGUCUCCCUGCAGCGCAACGGCCGCCACUUCUGCGGCGGGUCGCUGAUCAGCGCGGACUGGGUGGUCACCGCGGCCCACUGCAGCGUCAGGGCCACCGACACUGUGGUGCUGGGCGAGUACGACCAGGCCUCGCCCUCCGCCGACGUGCAGUCCAUCGGCAUCGCGAAGGUCUUCAAGAACCCCAAGUUCAACAUGCUGACGGUCCGCAACGACGUGGCGCUGCUCAAGCUGGCGGCGCCGGCGCAGCUCACGGCCCGCGUGGCGCCCGUGUGCCUGCCCGCCGCCUCCGACGUCUUCCCCGGCGGCCUGGUGUGCGUCACCACGGGCUGGGGCCUCACCGACCCGGAGGCCGAGCAGACGCCGGCGCUGCUGCAGCAGGCGGCCCUGCCGCUGCUCACCAACGCGCAGUGCAAGCAGUACUGGGGGUACCGCAUCGCCGACGUGAUGGUGUGCGCGGGCGCCGACGGCGCCUCCUCCUGCAUGGGCGACUCCGGGGGCCCGCUGGUGUGCCAGAAGGACGGCGCCUGGACCCUGGUGGGCAUCGUGUCGUGGGGCAGCAGCAACUGCUCCCCGUCGGUGCCCGCCGUCUACGCCCGUGUCACCGAGCUGCGCGCCUGGAUCGACUCCAUCGUGGCGGCCAACUGAGGCCGCCAAUAAAGCGCUGCC
This is a messenger RNA of Rhea pennata, 834 nucleotides long. Its product is annotated as chymotrypsinogen B-like. The transcript has 7 exons. Bases 1 to 813 code for a protein of 270 amino acids. Gene Ontology annotation, molecular function: serine-type endopeptidase activity. Lineage: Eukaryota; Metazoa; Chordata; Aves; Rheiformes; Rheidae. Gene Ontology annotation, biological process: proteolysis. The record is from RefSeq and is a predicted model, not a curated record.